Molecule: messenger RNA, 480 nt
Organism: Zingiber officinale
Lineage: Eukaryota; Viridiplantae; Streptophyta; Magnoliopsida; Zingiberales; Zingiberaceae
Product: peroxiredoxin-2B-like
Exons: 3
Coding region: 1-480 (159 amino acids)
Biological process (GO): cellular response to oxidative stress; hydrogen peroxide catabolic process; cell redox homeostasis
Cellular component (GO): cytoplasm
Molecular function (GO): thioredoxin peroxidase activity
Source: RefSeq, a predicted model, not a curated record
AUGGCUUCGAUCGUCGUCGGUGACAUCCUCCCGGACGGAGAAUUGGCUUGGCUCGAUGAGAGCGACCAAUUGCAUAUGAUCCCUGCACACUGGCUUGCCGCCGGCAAGAAGGUCGUUCUCUUCGGAGUCUCCAGAGCUUUCACACCCAUUUGCAGCAUGAAACAUGUCCCCGAUUUUAUUGAAAGUGCAGAGGAACUCAAAUCCAAAGGCGUCAACGAGAUCCUCGUCAUCAGCGUUAACGAUCCAUUUGUGACAAAGGCAUGGACUGAGUGGUAUCCUAAGAACAGGCAUGUGAAAUUCCUAGCUGAUGAUUCUGGCACUUACACUCAUGCCCUUGGGUUGGCACUGGACCUCUCCGAUAAGGGUCUGGGCACUCGAUUGCGAAGGUUUGUUCUCCUCAUCGACGACCUUGUGGUGACAGUUGCGAAUAUUAAAGAAGGGCGAGAAUUCACUCUAGGAAUCACUGUGUUUAUCUGUUAG